AUGUUCUCUCUUCGAAUUGUCUUUUACAUCCUACUGAUAGAUUACUCCAAAUGUAGUUUUUCUGUGACCGAUUUCAAUAAUGAUUUCACAAAAUAUUAUUUGACCUCGACCAAAAUAGAUGGGCUUAAUAAUUAUACAAAAACUCUUAUGAAUGGUUCACUAUGGUGUUUCCCGUUGAAUUAUGCGGAGAAAAUGGAGGAUGAAAUUUGUAUCCAACAAAAAUAUGUAAGAGUUUUGAGUCUAGCCACCAACAUUAUUAUUUACGAUACAAAUACAAGCAAAGAUUUGACGAAACACAUUGAAGCUAAUAAACAUUUUGGACUAAUUGAAGGAUUCGUCAGAAUGGAACAAAAUGUCAGCUAUAUCACAGGCUAUAUUAGCAAUUCAAAUUUUUAUGGCAAAAUGAGUUACCGAAAUGAUAUAUACUACUUUGAAGAAUUGGAGAAAUUUCCUUGGUUGCAUUCAUCUCCGUAUAAAAAUGCUAUUGUAUUCCAUAGCAAUUCAUCUUCGGAAAAGAACCACAAUGAUCCAAGUCCUCAACAAGUGAAAAAGUUCAAAAGGAGUAUUACUGAUGAAGAACUAUUCAAAGUAAUGAUUGGUAAAGGAAAAGUGUGCACCUUGUUUGUACUGUUGGAUAACUCGUUUUUAACAAUAAUCCAUAAAAAUGAUGUGGAUUCAGCAAUCAAACAUGUAUUUUCCACAAUAGAGGAGGCAAAUUCUUUGUUUCGGUCAACAGAUUUUGAUGAUGAUGGUUCCCCUGAUAACAUCGGAUUCUUGAUCAAAUAUUGCAUUGUUUUGAGGACUGAUAAUUCUGCAAUGAAUUUACUACCAAAAUAUUCCAAAGAUGCCAUAGAUGGAAAAUUGUUUUUGAAAAUGUUUUCCCGAUACAAUUUACUGAACGAAGUUUGUCUGGGUAUUGUAUUCACUGGUCAAUCAUUUCUGAAAGACAUCGUGGGCAUCAGUUUCUCAGCCGUACCAAUGGACAAAAAAUAUUCAACUUUUCCAAUCGGAGGAAUCUGUGAUCGUCCUUUCAUAGAAAAUCCCGGAAUAAAUUUGAAUACUUUAGCUGUUUCUGCUAAAAGUGCAGAUGGGAAGACGAUUCCAAAAUACAUAUUCGAUCUGAGUUUGUCGCACGAAUUAGGACACAGCUUUGGAAGUGAUCAUGACAAAGGUGAAGAUUGUAAUGGCUAUCUGAUGAACGAUCAUACUCCCGAAAAUUUAGAUAGGAAGCAUUUCGUUUUCUCCAGUUGCAGCAAAAGGAUGAUGUUGAAAACUAUAAUUGGCAAAGGGCACUGCUUCGAAGACGAUUACAGUAUUUAUUGCGGAAAUGGUAGAACGGAACCCUACGAGGAAUGCGAUUGUGGUACCAAACGAGAUUGUGAAGAGUUUGAUGCUUGUUGUAUACCACGUGGAAUGCUGAACUCUUGCAAAAUUCGGAGGGAUAAAGGAUACCAGUGCCAUCCUUCACAGGGUUUAUGUUGCUCUUCCACAUGCCAGUACAGAGACUUGUCAAUGCAUAACUUGAACUGCAUGGACUUUCAAAGAAGUUGUCCUUGUAUGGAUGAUUCCGAAGUAUGUUCCUGUGGAAUUCAAGGGACAUGUGUCGAUAACAUAUGCAACAGUGAUGAAUGUGCAAGAAUAAAUAUGAAAGAAUGUGUAUGUUCGCAAGAGACUACUGGGAUAAUGUCCAGAUGUUCAACAUGCUGCUUGUUCAACGAUUCCUGUCUACCUGCAAGUAUUCUAACAACAAAAAUAAUGGAGAACAAGACUUUCGUAGAAAACCUAAUUGAUUCAGAAAUAGAUAGAGAAAAUUACGUUAUGCAUAAGCAAUUUUGUAAUAAGAAUGGGGAACAAUGUGUGCGAUUUUAUUUUCGAGAAGUCCAGCCAGGAGAAUACUGUUUACUUUUUGGUAAAUUAGGAAUAUGCAACAGCAGCUAUAAAUGUAUAAUUCCAGAAUUGAAUCUUAAAUAUCCUGAUCUACCUAUUGCAAAGAUGAGGAGUAGUAAUGCCAAAUUUUCGAUACGGGUUUUUGAAUGUGAUGUGCUUAUUAAGUUCUCAUCAUUGUUGUUAUUUUUAUUUUUGUUUCAAUAA
This is a messenger RNA of Phaedon cochleariae (mustard beetle), 2091 nucleotides long. Lineage: Eukaryota; Metazoa; Arthropoda; Insecta; Coleoptera; Chrysomelidae. The record is from the annotation of a GenBank genome assembly.